Messenger RNA from Rubroshorea leprosula, 2758 nucleotides. The record is from the annotation of a GenBank genome assembly. NCBI's taxonomy places the organism in Eukaryota, Viridiplantae, Streptophyta, Magnoliopsida, Malvales, Dipterocarpaceae.
ACCGCUCCCAGUAACAUUCUUCCAUUAAUCUUCCUUGGUUUUGUGAUUCUUAUAAAUUAAAGUCUUCUUCUUCUUCUUCCUGGCCUUCUGGGUUAUCCUAAAGAUUUGAUUUUUGGAUCAUUACAAGUCCAAUGGCUUCCAUUUUGAGGACUUGGGUAGUCUUCAGUCUGUUUCUGGGUGUUUUUCUUGCAGAAAUUGGUAUCUGCAUUUCUGCAAAGGUCCAUAUAGUGUAUAUGGGAAGCGCGACGGGUGAAGACCCAGAUGGUGGUCUGAACCGCCACCACCAAAUGCUGGCCGCUGUCCAUGGUGGAAGCAUCGAGAAAGCGCAGGUGUCUCAUGUUUACAGUUACAGACAUGGUUUCAGAGGCUUUGCAGCUAAGUUAUCCGAGGACCAAGCUUCACAAAUUGCCAAAAUGCCCGGCGUGAUCUCUGUGUUUCCGAAUGCAAAAAGAAGGUUGCACACAACUCAUUCAUGGGAUUUCAUGGGCCUCGCUGGAGAUGAAGCGACGGAGAUUCCAGGGUAUUCCACCAGUAGCCAGGUCGAUCUCAUCGUUGGCUUCAUUGACACAGGAAUUUGGCCUGAAUCGCCGAGUUUUAGUGAUACUGACAUGCCUCCAGUACCAGCUAGAUGGAAGGGGAAAUGUCAAUCAGGGGAGGGAUUUAAUUCUUCAUCUUGCAACAGGAAGGUUAUUGGAGCAAGGUACUACAUGAGUGGAUAUGAAGCUGAAGAGGAUUCAACAUCUGCAGUGUCAUUUAGAUCUCCAAGGGAUAGCUCGGGCCAUGGCAGCCACACAGCCUCCAUAGCUGCUGGUCGUUAUGUGGCAAACAUGAAUUAUGAAGGGUUGGCUGCUGGGGGAGCUAGAGGAGGUGCACCAAUGGCAAGGAUUGCAGUAUACAAGACUUGUUGGGACUCUGGUUGUUAUGAUGCUGACUUACUAGCUGCCUUUGAUGAUGCAAUUAAAGAUGGGGUUCACAUUUUGUCUGUCUCUUUGGGUCCUGCAGCUCCCCAGGGAGAUUACUUCGAUGAUGCCAUCUCCAUUGGGUCUUUCCAUGCUGUUAACCAUGGAAUUUUGGUAGUUUCUUCUGUUGGAAAUGAAGGGUUCAAAGGUUCUGCCACUAACCUUGCCCCCUGGAUGAUCACUGUGGCUGCUAGUUCAACAGACAGGGAAUUUACAUCUGAUAUUGUUAUGGGAGACGGUACUAACUUUACGGGAGUAAGUCUCAGCCUCACUGGAAUGGAUGCCUCUGCCAGGAUUAUCUCUGCUUCUGAAGCCUAUGCAGGAUACUUUACUCCUUACCAAUCCAGUUACUGUUUAGACAACUCCUUGAAUGGUACCAAAGCCAUAGGGAAAAUUUUGGUUUGUCGACAUGCUGAGGGCUCGACAGAGUCGAAGCUGGCAAAGGCCGAGAUCGUGAAAAAAGCUGGUGGAGUUGGGAUGAUUCUCAUUGAUGAGGCAGAUAAGGAUGUCGCUGUGCCUUUUAAGAUCCCUUCGGCUAUAGUUGGAACAGUGACAGGAGACAAUAUCCUUUCUUACAUUAAUCACACAAGCAACCCAACCUCGAAGAUUCUUCGUGCAAAGACUGUUUUGGGAUCUCGGCCAGCACCCCGUGUGGCAGCAUUUUCUUCAAAGGGUCCGAAUUCUUUAACCCCAGAAAUCUUGAAGCCUGAUGUCACCGCCCCUGGAUUGAACAUCCUGGCAGCCUGGUCACCAGCAGCAGUUGGGAAUAUGCAAUUCAACAUCCUUUCCGGAACUUCCAUGGCUUGUCCACACAUAACAGGAAUAGCAACCUUGAUUAAAGCUGUCCAUCCUUCAUGGUCGCCCUCUGCUAUUAAAUCUGCAAUAAUGACGACAGCAACCAUCCUGAACAAGAAACACAGGCCCAUCACAGUGGAUCCUGACAGAAGAAGGGCAAGUGCCUUUGAUUAUGGAUCAGGCUUUGUAAACCCCAGAAGAGUCCUUGAUCCUGGCCUCAUCUAUGACCUACAACCAGAAGACUACAAAACAUAUCUCUGCUCCAUUCAUUAUGAUGAAAAGUCCAUCCGGUUGAUUACAGGAGACAGAAGCACAUGUAAUGAGACAUUACCUACGGUGUCUGACCUCAAUUAUCCAUCCAUCACCGUGGCUAAUCUCAAAGACAACUUCUCUGUAAAGCGAACAGUGACAAAUGUGGGAAAACCGAGCAUUUACCAAGCAAUUGUGUCUGCUCCUCGUGGCAUCAAUGUUACCGUGGUACCAAACCAGUUGAUCUUCAACAGCUAUGGCCAGAAGAUGAAUUUUGCCGUGCAUUUCCAGGUAGCUGCUCCAAAGAACGGCUAUGGAUUUGGAUUUUUGUGCUGGAAGAAUGGAAAGACACAGGUCACAAGUCCUCUGGUAGUCCAUGUUAGGUCUUCUGACAAGGGAUUGAUGAGAUAACUGAGAUUAUUCUACUAAACACAGGUUAUGAGCAUUGAGAUUCUUCUUACAGAAACAAACAUACAUAAUCAAAGACAAAUGCAAAUGCAGAUGCAGAGUCAAUAAAAAAUCAGAAAGAGUUAGCAACGGACCAAAUCCAAAUGCAUUAAUUAAUUAACAGCAAAAUGAUUAUUAUAUGAAUCCAACAAGUAUAUUCUGUCUGAUAAUUUUCCAGGAUACUUCCACAAGAAGACUUUCCAUGUUUGAAGUCAUUCAAUUGCAUCAAAGUUUUAUCUUUGAAUCUGUACUCAUUCACUCAAUGUUGGAUGCCCUAAACAUUGUUUUAAUCAAUAUUUUUUCUUUAA